This is a messenger RNA of Melozone crissalis (California towhee), 2994 nucleotides long. RefSeq names its product MAP/microtubule affinity-regulating kinase 4-like. The transcript has 20 exons. Gene Ontology annotation, biological process: microtubule cytoskeleton organization; intracellular signal transduction; protein phosphorylation. The record is from RefSeq and is a predicted model, not a curated record. Bases 1 to 2994 code for a protein of 997 amino acids. Gene Ontology annotation, molecular function: protein binding; tau-protein kinase activity; protein serine/threonine kinase activity. Lineage: Eukaryota; Metazoa; Chordata; Aves; Passeriformes; Passerellidae. Gene Ontology annotation, cellular component: cytoplasm.
AUGUCCUCGCGCUCCGCCCUGGCGGCGGGCAACGAGCGGAACGCGGAGACGCUGGGCCCGGGGGGCAGCGCCCGCCCCGACAAGCCCGGGCCGGGCCCGGGGGGCAGCGCCCCCCCCCACAAGCCCCCUCCCCCCGGCGCCGGUUGGUCGGGGCGGGGGUCCGGGGCCGCCCCUCCCCCGCCGCGGGGGGGCCGGAACUCCCUGGGGGGGGGGUCCGAGGAGCCCCCUCCCCACGUGGGCAACUACCGACUGCUGCGCACCAUCGGCAAGGGCAACUUCGCCAAGGUCAAGCUGGCGCGGCACGUCCUGACCGGGAGAGAGGUCGCCAUCAAAAUCAUCGACAAGACCCAGCUGAACCCCACCAGCCUGCAGAAGCUCUUUCGGGAAGUUCGGAUCAUGAAGGGGCUGAACCACCCCAAUAUCGUGAAGCUGUUUGAGGUGAUUGAGACGGAGAAGACGCUGUACCUGGUGAUGGAGUACGCCAGCGCAGGUGAGGUGUUCGAUUACCUGGUGUCCCACGGGAGGAUGAAGGAGAAGGAGGCGCGGGCCAAGUUCCGACAGAUCGUCUCGGCCGUGCACUACUGCCACCAGAAGAACAUCGUGCACAGGGACCUCAAGGCCGAGAACCUGCUGCUGGACGCCGACGCCAACAUCAAGAUCGCGGAUUUCGGGUUCAGCAACGAGUUCUCGCGCGGCUCCAAGCUGGACACGUUCUGCGGCUCACCGCCCUACGCCGCGCCCGAGCUCUUCCAGGGCAAGAAGUACGACGGGCCCGAGGUGGACAUCUGGAGCCUGGGGGUCAUCCUGUACACGCUGGUCAGCGGCUCGCUGCCCUUCGACGGACACAACCUCAAGGAGCUGCGGGAGCGCGUGCUGCGGGGCAAGUACCGCGUGCCCUUCUACAUGUCCACGGACUGCGAGAACAUCCUGCGGCGCUUCCUGGUGCUCAACCCCGCCAAGCGCUGCACCCUCGAGCAAAUCAUGAAGGACAAGUGGAUCAACAUCGGCUACGAGGGCGACGAGCUGACGCCCUACACGGAGCCCCAGGAGGACUUUGGGGACACCAAGCGCAUCGAGGUGAUGGUGGGCAUGGGCUACACGCGGGAGGAGAUCAAGGAGGCGCUGAGCACCCACAAGUACAACGAGGUGACGGCCACGUACCUGCUGCUGGGGCGGCGCGGAGAGCCCGAGGGUGGCACCUCGCUGUCCCUGUCCCUGUCGCGGCCCCGGGGCUCGGCCGAGGCUCCCAAUGGUGCCACCAAGUCGGGGACAUCGUCGGGGACGUCGCACGGCAAGGGACAGCGCGGGGGCGGCCACCACCGGCAGCGGCGGCACAGCGACUUCUGUGGCCCCGCCCCCUCGGCCGCCCCUCCCCCCCGCCGCAGCCCCCCCUCAGCUGCCCCUCCCCCCUCCUCGGAGCUGGGCGUGGCCGGGGGUGUGGCCGGGGGCGUGGCCCCGCCCCCCAGGAGGGGCUCCGGAGGAGGAGGGGGGGGGAGGGGCGGUGGGGGCGGGGCCGGGCCGCCCCUCCCCCCUCCCUGCAGCCCAUUGGUCAGCAGCGCCCACAACCCCAACAAGGCCGAGAUCCCCGAGAGGCACCUGGACGGACAGCCCCACGUGCCCCCCAGCGUGAUGGGCCGCAGGAACACCUACGUGUGCUCGGGGGGGGAGCGGCACCUGCUGCUGCCCAACGGCAAGGACAGCCUGCCGUCCCGCCCCCCGCCCUCCCCCUCCAGCCACUCGCUGGGCGGGGCCCACCUGGGCGGGGCUCACCUGGCGCACCUGGCCCGCGGCUGCUCCGCCCGCAGCACCUUCCACGGGGGGGGCGGGGCCUCCACCGGAACCGGCACCGGAACCGCCGGGAGCCGCCGGGGGGGCGGGGCCUCGGGAGCUCCGCCCCCCGCCUCGCCCCCGCCCCCGCCCAGCGCCGGCUCCUCCCCCCGGCCCCGCCCCACGGCGACGCUGCUGAGCAAGAUCACCUCGAAACUGAGCCGCAGGGUGUCCCUUGACCCCUCCCGCCGGCAGAGCUCCAAUCGCUGCGUCUCGGCCACGCCCGGCCCCGGAGCCGCCAAAAUCCGGUCGCAGACGAACCUGCGGGAAUCGGGGGACCUGCGCUCGCAAGUUGCCAUCUACCUGGGGAUCAAGCGGAAGCCGCCCCCCCGGCUGCUCCGAGGGGGGGGGGCUGACCCCCGGAGCUGGAUCGGGACCCCCAGAACCAGAUCAGGACCCCCAGAACCGGGACGGGACCCCCGGAGCUGGAUCGGGACCCCCCAAGAACGAGACUGGGACCCCCAGAACCGGAACGGGACCCCCGGGACCAGAACGGGACCCCCGGAGCUGCAUCGGGACCCCCAGAACCAGAUCAGGACCCCCAGAACCGGGACGGGACCCCCCGGAGCUGGAUCGGGACCCCCCGGGACCCCCACCCGGGACCCCCAGAACCGGACCGGAACCCACACGGGACCCCCGGAACUGGAUUGGGACCCCAAGAUGGAGACCGGGACCCCAAACCCAGACUGGGACCCCCGGAGCUGCAUCAGGACCCCCAAAACUGGACCAGGACCCCCCAGGACCCCCAGGACUGGAUCGGGACCCCCCAGGAACGAGAGCGGGACCCCCAGAAAUGGCCCGGGACCACCAGAACCGGACUGGGACCAGAACGGGACCCCCCAGAACUGGACCGAGACCCCUAAGAACGAGACCGGGGACCCCCCAAGAUCAAGAUCAGGACCCCCAGAACUGGACCGGGACCAGGACGGGACCCCCGGAGCUGCAUCAGGACCCCCCAGGACCCCCCUGGGACCCCCAGAAUCGGAUCGGGACCCCCAGAACUGGGCCGGGACCCCCCCUCAAAACCCCCCAAGACUGAGAGCGGGACCCCCAGAACUGGAUCGGGACCCCCGGAGCUGCACCAGGACCCCCCUGGGGACCCCCAGAACCGGAUCAGGACCCCCAGAACUGGGCCGCGACCCCCCCUCAAAACCCCCCCAAGACUGA